CCGAGAGGCAAAUGACUUUUUGACAACAGAAACGAAAAACCCGAUUUCGAAGUGGUUCUGUCAUCGUAUUAAGCGGUACGAUUAUCGUUCUAACGGCAUCGGUGUGAUAACGUGAUCAGAGGGAGGCUGAAAUUUCACGAUGAGUCGAAAAACUUGCCUUCAACGUUAUUGAUUAUUAUGAACCUCUUUAAUCGUGGAAUGAACAAAAAUGUACUCUUGCAACGAGUCGUUAAUUAAGACGUUAUACGAGAAUGUGCAACGUUGGUUGGCCUUAAAUUUAACAUGACGAUUAUUGUUAUUAGUAUCCUUGUCAUCGGAUAUCUAUAUCAUAAAUUAUAAAAAAGUUAUUUCAUUGUGAAACCAGGAAGAUUAAUGUAUAUGGUUAAGUAAGUGUACAUAGUUGAUGUAAUUCUUACUAAUUAAUUAGUGCAAAUUAGAAGAAAAAAGAUUGGAAAGGAUGGGGUCGGAACAGAGCUCUCAUGGUGGUACCCAAAGUGCUAAUGCUAAUAGGACAAGAAAUAUACCAUUAAGACGUGGUAAAAGUGUACCAAAUCGUGAAAGAGUACCAGAAGACACACCACCGAGAUGUACCAGUCCUGGUGCAAGCAUUUGUUCGGAUUCUGACCUACCGUAUAUAUCUUACACUGUGAAUAGACCUAUUGGAGAUUCACCAAAGAUGACGAAUAAACAGUCACAGCUAUAUAGAGGCAAAAGUUUGGGUGCACAAGAUAUAUCUAGACGUAAAAAUAGCUUAGGUUCCGGUGGCUACAGAAAAACUACCUCUGAUAAAAUCCAUAAUAUAGUAGUAGUGAAACCAGCUAUGGCAGAUCCCACGGCUGACAAGGAUCCUGAUUUGGUUAAAUUACAAAGUAUUCCCAUGUUCCUACCUAUCAUGCGUGGCACUCUUAAUUUGCCCCCAGGUGUGAGGGAUCCAGAGGUCCUGGAAAGACUCAAUCCCAUUGGUCUGUUCAAUUUGUGUGCUCGUUAUCAACAUCACCUUAACACUAAUGCUCAAAUGAUUGCCACUGAACAAUCUACUCUAUGCAUUAAUAUUGAACCAGAGGUUACCAGGAUUCUUAAUUUGGCAAUGGAAAGGCAAAAAAAAUUUGCCAGGUUUGCUGAACAACUAAACAAAGUACAUGAGCUUAGUAAACAAUUAACUAAAUGCCAUACCCUUUUGAAUCAAACAUUGGAGAGUCUUGAAAUGUUAAAUAAUCUUUUACCAGUUGAGGAUAGAUUAGAACCCUUUGUAUGGACUACCGGGUAGAAUAGAUGUUAAAAGAUUAUACUGAAUGGUAGCUUGAAAAAUUACAAGUACAUUGCACUGGUGCUAAGAGAUAAUCUGGAUGAGAAUGUUAGAAAUCUGUUUUGUUUCUUUUAUUAAUCACUGAAUCUUUACCAAAUGAAUCUUUA
Molecule: messenger RNA, 1413 nt
Organism: Eufriesea mexicana
Lineage: Eukaryota; Metazoa; Arthropoda; Insecta; Hymenoptera; Apidae
Gene: BORCS5
Product: BLOC-1 related complex subunit 5
Exons: 2
Coding region: 458-1267 (269 amino acids)
Biological process (GO): organelle transport along microtubule; lysosome localization; positive regulation of anterograde synaptic vesicle transport
Cellular component (GO): synaptic vesicle membrane; BORC complex; cytoplasmic side of lysosomal membrane
Source: RefSeq, a predicted model, not a curated record